This is a messenger RNA of Vicia villosa (hairy vetch), 669 nucleotides long. RefSeq lists its product as uncharacterized. The coding region runs from base 1 to 669 and encodes 222 amino acids. Lineage: Eukaryota; Viridiplantae; Streptophyta; Magnoliopsida; Fabales; Fabaceae. The record is from RefSeq and is a predicted model, not a curated record. The transcript has a single exon.
AUGGGUGGAUGGAUUGAUGGGAGUUGGACUUGGGGAAAUUUUGGGAUUCCUGCAGCUUCUCUUCUUCAUUCGGUUGUUGAUUUUUCUAGUCUUUCUCAGCUGCUGGCAGCAACUGCUUCUUUUUCCCCCAAUCUGUCUGAUACCGCCUGUUGGCAUCAAGGGGUUGAAGGAGUUUUUUCUGUUUCUUCAUGCUAUAAAUCUUUGAAUAGGCAGCAUAUCCCUCUUGGCCCGGAUAAUCGCUUUGAUUUGGCUUUUAUUGCUUUAUGGAAGGUGGAAGCUCCAUUAAAAGUGAAGGCGUUUGGUUGGAGAUGUUUCCUCAAUAAAGUUCCGAUGAAGGACUCGCUUUUGAGUAAAGGUAUUCUUAAUUCUACCGCGAAUUUAGAAUGUACUUUUUGUGAUGAAUUUCAUGAGUCAUUAUACCAUUCUUUCUUAUCUUGUCGGAAUGCCGGUAUUGUUUGGAGGGAGAUGUCCGAUUGGAUAGGAAUGACUUUUAAAAGCAUUUUAGAUUUUAAGGAGGACUUUUGGUAUUUGAGCUCUUAUUGCCGAGCAAAGAAAGUCAAAAGAGGAAAGGAGAGAAUCGUUUGGUUAGCUAUCAUUUGGAGUCUUUGGCUUCGUAGGAAUGAUAUAGUCUUUAACAAUGCUACUUGGAAUUCGAGGGACGUGGUUUGA